Molecule: messenger RNA, 141 nt
Organism: Gongylonema pulchrum
Lineage: Eukaryota; Metazoa; Nematoda; Chromadorea; Rhabditida; Gongylonematidae
Source: the annotation of a GenBank genome assembly
AUGGCAGAGCUGCUUGUUGCAACGGUCGUGUUCGUCCUUUGGAUUGCAAUGUUCAAGAGGAUGGUACCGCUGAAACUGUACAAUCAGAUGUCCGUUGGUGAUGUUGUGAAAAACAAGUUUGGCACUGUAUACAGAUUUUAA